Poeciliopsis prolifica (blackstripe livebearer) is the source of this 1149-nucleotide messenger RNA. RefSeq lists its product as uncharacterized. Gene Ontology annotation, molecular function: protein tyrosine kinase binding; MHC class II protein binding. The transcript is spliced from 7 exons. NCBI's taxonomy places the organism in Eukaryota, Metazoa, Chordata, Actinopteri, Cyprinodontiformes, Poeciliidae. Gene Ontology annotation, biological process: interleukin-15-mediated signaling pathway; T cell activation; positive regulation of ERK1 and ERK2 cascade. The record is from RefSeq and is a predicted model, not a curated record. Gene Ontology annotation, cellular component: membrane raft; external side of plasma membrane. The coding region runs from base 1 to 1149 and encodes 382 amino acids.
AUGAGCCUCAUCAGUCAGAGAGAGGAAGUGGUGAGUAUCAGGAAGCUGAAGCUCCGUCUGGGUUCAGUCAGUUCUGACUGUGAGAGCAACAGACACACAAUGGCUCAACUCUCAUGGAUUCAAGGCUUUUUAUUCAUCAUCCUGCACCUCACAGUCGCUGCAGAUGAAACAUCUGUUAUAAAGAGAGAAGGAGAUGAAGUCAUGUUGUCAUGUCCAAAACUGAUCGAUGGUCAGAGGAAGUGCAGAAAUACAACAUGGAUCUUUGCUCAUUCAAAAACCAGUUCAUCAGUAGAACUGGUUACACUGGGUCAGAUUAACAGUUAUAAUGCAGACAGACUGAGUCUGACAUCAGACUGUUCUCUGGUUAUAAAGAAGGUCAGAGAGGAAGAUGCUGGACAGUAUGAAUGUCAGCAAUGGGACACAGAAAGAGACAAAGACACUCUGGUUCAUAGAUCUACUGUAUAUCUGUCUGUUGUUCACUUGACUGAACAGACGGAGAAUCAGAGGGCGACAUUAAGCUGCUCUGUGGUGACCUCUGACCCCUGUCGAUACAAAGUCCAGUGGUUUUAUCAGGAUAUGAACAACAAAGAAUCAUCAUCAGGUCCUGGCUGCUCUGCUACUGUCACUUUAUCAUCAGGGUUUAGGUUUGCUCAGUGUAAAGUGACUCAAACUGGAACUGAUGAAGAGUUUAGGUUCAGUCUGCAGCCGUCAGCAGGAAAAAUUCAACCAACAACAAAACCUGGAAACACAAAGUCAGAGACAACCAAACAAAAAACACGUAAUGAUUCAAAAACCUCUAAAGCAGGAACAUUUAAACCAACAACAAAACCUGGAAACACAAAGUCAGAGACAACCAAACAAAAAACACAUAAUGAUUCAAAAACCUCUAAAGAAUCAUCAUUUCUAACAUUAGCUCACUCUGAUGGUGCUGACCUCACUGCCAAGAAUGAUCCUGAAGGUGACGUCGCCUACGCCUCCAUCAGCUACACCAAGAAGUCCAGCAGCAACACCAAAGUCCGGGGUAAAAACGAUGAAGAUGAUGAUGACGAUGAUGGCUCAGUGACCUACAGCAAAGUGAAUCUUUCUAAACCUUCAUCCUCUGAUGAUCCCAGCAAACUGUACGCUGUCGUCAACAAACCCAAACACUGA